Molecule: messenger RNA, 1368 nt
Organism: Aspergillus alliaceus
Lineage: Eukaryota; Fungi; Ascomycota; Eurotiomycetes; Eurotiales; Aspergillaceae
Product: secretory lipase-domain-containing protein
Exons: 1
Coding region: 1-1368 (455 amino acids)
Biological process (GO): lipid catabolic process
Molecular function (GO): triacylglycerol lipase activity
Source: RefSeq, a predicted model, not a curated record
AUGGGGAUCAUUUCGCGCUUCCUUGUCGUGAUAGGCGGACUCCUCCCUGCCAUUGUGUUUGGGGCUGAACCGUCGACUCCAUUUUUCCCUUCAUUGGACCCAUUCUAUACGCCGAAGAAAGGGUCUUGGGAAGAACUGGCCCCCGGAACAAUCAUAGGCUGCCGCCCAGUACACAUCAAUUCACUCCGUUACGGCAUUCAAUCUACCGCCACAGCAUAUCAACUCCUAUACGUCACCAAGGACCUGAACAGCAACCCAGCCCACUCAGUCACAACAAUAGUCAUCCCCAAAAACGCAAAGAGGGACCGACUACUAUCCGUGCAGCCCGCCUACGACUCGCCAGAUAUUAAUUGCUCUCCCUCAUAUGGGCUCCAGGUUGGCGCGGUCGGCCCCUCACUAUCCUGGAAUAUGAUGGAUUUAUCCUUCGUGGAACCGUUCGUACGAGACGACGGUCCAGUCCUAAAUAUUCCUGACUACGAGGGCUGGAACGCUGCUUUUACUGUGGGCCCGCAGACAGCCUACCACACACUCGACUCGAUCCGUGCGGCAUUUAACUUCAAGGAUGAAAUCGACCUCCAGCCUAACGCCAGAACAGUACUAUACGGGUUCUCCGGUGGUGCGUAUGCUACCGAAUGGGCUUCCGAGAUGCAGCCCAGUUAUGCGCCGGAACUGACCCAGAUUGUGGGUGCUGCCAUGGGCGGUCCUCCUCCCAACAUUACGAACACCUAUAUUCACUGCGAUGGGGGGGAUUGGGCGGAGCUGAACGUGUGGGCAGUGCUGGGAAUGAUGAAUGCUGUUCCCGAGAUGAAAGAAUACAUCGACAAGGAUCUGCUGGAUGAGCACCGCGAGGAGUUUUAUGGUCCCAUGAAACGCUGCAGUCGCCACUUCGGCGUAGAAGAUGUUCCCCCGUCUCUAGCGUUCAGGAACAUCUCAUCCUUUUUCAAGCACGGGGACCAUUUCCUGUAUAGAUUCCGUGAUACCCUGGAUCACCUUGGCGUCAUGGGGAGGACUGGGGCCCCUAAGUUCCCCAUGUAUAUCUACCAAGGAACGAAGGAUGAGAUCGUGGAUCCGAUCGGAGUCACGAAUCAACUUGUUCGUGGGCUCUGUGAGAAGGGUGGUAAUGUACGCUACGUCCAAUACCCUUGCACGAAUCAUAUGAAUACCUUGAUCAAAGGGGGAAUUGCUGUUUGGAUCUGGAUUGGGAAUCUCUUGUCAGGCCGGCCCACGAUACCGGGAUGUCGCUAUGAGGACUUGAACCCGCCGAUCGAUGGAUCUGACGAUGGCUGUCCGAAGGACGGGGAAGAAGCUCUGGGGAUGGAUGAGUAUUAUUCGGAUUUUGAAUUCUUCGGACGGGACGAACUCAAGUGA